AUGAUCUCUAUAUUACACUCUUUGGUCCUCCUUUUAUCGUUCUCCCUCUCUGUGCUUGCCACACCAACAAGUAUCGACAGAGAUACCAAUGCCUACAGACUCUCUCGUGGUCUGCCAUUGAAGAAGCCUCUAAACCCGUUCAAUGCUACUAGGACAGCCGCUAAAAGACAACAACCUUCGGGUGCACCCCAGACGGGUAACUAUGUAGUCACUUAUGACAAUCCCGCAAGGAGGAAGAGAUCUGGUAACAUGUAUAUCGCUCCGAGCUCAGCUAUCGGUAUUCUCACUACUACUUAUGAUCAAACUUCAGCUGCGUUGAUCAAGACUCCAGGAACAGGUGCAUUCUCCGAUUCCACCAUCCAAAUUUACAACCCCACUACCGCAACUUGGCAAUACAUAUAUUCGCCCAAAUUGAGUACCGGACCGAGUGGUUACGAUGUAAGCUACAUUACCUCAUCGACCGCUUUUAGCACAUACAAGCAAUCUGCUUCAGGUGUAUUCGGAUACAAUUGGGUAGCUUCCGAUACCCAAUACAGCUUCACACCUCAAAUGUAUGUCGGUUCAUACGCUGGUUAUACUGUGGUUGUAGGCGGAUACAAAACAAGUGAUCUCACAAAUUUCGGAAUCACAAAUAUCGAACCUGUUACAAUUACUUUCACCACUGAGGUCGAGACCAACCCAUGCCUGGGAAGAAAGAGAUGUUAA
Messenger RNA from Kwoniella botswanensis, 705 nucleotides. RefSeq lists its product as uncharacterized. The coding region runs from base 1 to 705 and encodes 234 amino acids. The transcript has 5 exons. Lineage: Eukaryota; Fungi; Basidiomycota; Tremellomycetes; Tremellales; Cryptococcaceae. The record is from RefSeq and is a predicted model, not a curated record.